AUGACCAUGCAAGCUCAACUACAAGCACAGUUAUUAGCCCAGCAUUAUCAAAGCAGCAAAACCCUAAUCCCCAGUGGUUCUAGUGGUCCAGGCCUACCGCCUGCUGGUAGUGCAACAGCUGAAUUCAAACCAGGCUAUCGACCUCCACCCCGAGAGACUGUGCUCACUCUUUAUCCGUUCGUGCGAAAUCAAAUUGAAGAAAUGUCGUUUGACGCCAAUGAGAUUCUCGAUGUUUUGGAUAAACCAGCUGAUGACCCGGACUGGUGGCGCUGUCGUAAUGCCCGAGGUGAGACCGGUCUGGUUCCACGGAAUUAUGUUCGUGUCCUAAACGCAACAGCCACCACCACUACAACAAUCAGUGCAACCGCCACGGCAACCGCAACAGCCAGUGCAAGUGGAACGGCUGUGGGAACUGGUGGUAGAGGUCCCAACCUGGAUCCAUUCGGACGAGGCUCCACUCAGCCGAGCACGGGAAACUCACGUCCCGAGGGAGGAGAUACACUACGGCUGAGCUACGCGUUGCGUUCAAACACCGCACGAGCACAUGUACAUCAGCCAUGGUGUUGGGGUGCUAUCUCGCGUGCCGAAUGUGAGGCCAUGCUUGGGCAAUACUCAAGACCGGGAGAAUUCAUCAUCCGCGACAGUGAAUCACAUGUGAGCAUGUUUUUGAGUGUGUUUGUAUGUAUGUGCCCGCUCCUCCUUAGUGCUAUGUCACUUUUUCUUUAG
Messenger RNA from Echinostoma caproni, 726 nucleotides. The record is from the annotation of a GenBank genome assembly. Lineage: Eukaryota; Metazoa; Platyhelminthes; Trematoda; Plagiorchiida; Echinostomatidae.